UGUCCGCUCUCUGUGCUCUCUGCUCCGGAUCAGCUGAGGAGCCCGCCCCGGUGUGACUAUCGCCCCUGGUACUCUGGAGGUGUGUGUGUGUGUGUGUGUGUGUGGAGGUGGAGGAGGGGAGGAGAUGUUUAGACUCAUCCUCAGAACAAAUAACAGAGAUAUUGUGCCGGAACAUGCUCGGAUCAGACUGACCUAUCAUGGAUCCUGAGGAGUUAGAACUGCAGAAUGAUUACCGUUACCGUAGCUAUGCGGCGGUUAUUGAGAAGGCGCUGCGAAACUUUGAGUCUUCGAGCGAGUGGGCAGAUCUCAUCUCCUGCCUGGGCAAGCUCAAUAAGGCCCUGCAGAGUAACAUUCGCUACUCCCUCCUUCCCAAGAGGCUGAUCAUAGGGAAGCGUCUCGCCCAGUGCCUGCACCCGGCUCUGCCGAGCGGAGUACACCUCAAGGCUCUGGAGACCUACGAGGUCAUUUUCAAAAUCAUCGGUACAAAAUGGCUGGCCAAGGAUCUGUUCAUUUACAGUUCAGGAUUGUUCCCGCUGUUGGGCCAUGCAGCCAUGGCAGUGAAGCCUGUGCUGUUGGCACUUUACGAGCGUUACUAUCUCCCGCUGCAGAGGGCUUUGCUACCCAGUCUUCAGGCCUUCAUCACGGGACUGCUGCCAGGCCUGGAGGAGGGGCUGGAGGUUUACGACAGGACCGAUGCGUUGCUGAUCAGGUUGUCGCUGCUCGUGGGUCAGCAGGUCUUCUACGGUGCCCUGUGGGGCAGUAUGCUGGUCAGCUCCACGGUGCGGCUGCCUGCCUCCAUCUUCAUAGUCAUGCACUUUGACCGCGUGGCGCCCCUGCGCCAGCAGAUGUGCAUGCUCGGCUACGAUCACAAACUGGUGGUAAAGGCGGUGUGUCUUUCUCUGCAAGAUUCGAAUGUCCUGGUGCAGAGGAACAUGCUUGAAAUCCUGCUCUACUUUUUCCCCUUUGCUGAAUGUUUGCAUCCAGACGAGGCCAGUAUUACUAUGAGUGCCAAAGACAUGACCGCAGUGGUGUCCGCAGCCUGUCUUACACUACUCCGCAGAGACAUGUCCCUCAACAGACGCCUCUACGCCUGGCUCCUAGGGACUGACAUAAAAGGAGGAAUGGUGGCACCGCACCCGACUCUCUCCUCCACCAUAGAGGACCAUGCAUCCUUCUACUUCAGCACCUACUCUAGAGAUUGCCUCGUGCAGGCUCUGAUUAACAUCCUCAGACAGAAGGGCGUGGACACUGACCCGGAGAAUGUGAUCGGAUACCUCAGGCCCUUUCGCAUCAUCAUAAGUCUGCUGGAUAAACCGGAGAUAGGUACCGUGGUCUUGAGCAGUGUGAUGCUGGAGGUGGUCCGAGCCUUCUACAGCUACUGUCGAGAGAUGCUGGGGGAAGAAAGCAUCACCAGCGCCAGGCUCACAGGCAACCAGCUGGCCAGUAAGAUAAAAGAGAACAAGAACGCGUCAGAGAUCAUAAAGACCGUGAACAUGCUUGUGAGCUGCACAAACAGUGAAUACCUGUGGGACUACAUGACCCGACGCUUCUGCAAUUCUCUCAGUAACAAAGAUGACCCUCCAGUGCCUCCUCAGCCGGACCUUAGUCACUCUCCUCCGUCUGUCGCGGAGAUGUCACAUCUCAUCAUUUUCCUGCUUGACGUUCUUCCUCUGGAGCUCCAUGCUGACAUACAGUCCCAGUUUUUCCCAGAGAUGCUGAGCACCAUGCUGCAGAUGCUGCUCGACCACAUGGACACCGUUAGCCUGGAGGACAUCACACAGAGUCUGCGCGCCUGCUUCAAAGUUCUGAAUAAGAUCCAGAUGCCUGUGGCGUAUCUGGACAUCGAGGCAGCGGCACACACGGAGGACAUGGAGUUACUGUCGCCGGAGGAGGAAAGCAAAAAGUCAAAUGAGAGCACAGAGACUGAAGGAAAGGAAGACAGUCAGGUUAAUGGUCACCAUGAAGAGCUGAACCGAAAUGGAGCGAAUGGUGUUUACCCACCACUCCGGUCUGAAGACAGCGGAUUGGGCAUCAGCGCCUCACCGUCAGAACAGCAUCUCCCGCCAGGAUCAGGGCAGGAGGCCAAGGGGAAUGGAAACGGUAAAGAAGGUGAUGCAGAGUGGCGGAAGGGAGGCAGUGUAGACACCGUGACCCAGCGUAUGCAGGACAUCCUGGCAUACAUAACCUCGAGAUACCUGUUAGUGCAGGUGGAGGAUGUCAGGGCACCGGAGGAAGUACCCCAGCCUGACUUCACUGCUGCCACACCGGAUCAGAAGACUUUGCUCACGAAUAUAACUGGACUGUUCACUCCAAACAAACUUAAACUCCGCCCUACAUCUGACCCCCAAUGCUCAGCAGCCCCCGUGGAGAAGCAGGAGCACGGGCAUUCAGUGUGUCUGGACUGGGCCGAUGGCUACAUGCCUCGGGGCAAGGCAGAGAUCUCUGAGGCCUGUCGACAGGCCUUCACCGCCAUCUGCCACCUGCUGCUGGAGUGGACCACAUUCCCCAUCUACUUCAGCGAAGAGGAGACUCUGGCUCUCAACAGAAACAUGUUUGGUCCCACAGCCAGCGACAUAGACCACCUGCCGAUGUGGUUGAGGUCCCUGAUGAUGCUGUGCUGCCUGUCCCGGGACUACAACAUCCAGCACACAGCAGUGGCCUCUCUGUUGGAACUCAUCAACCACUCCCAGUCUCUAGCGCUGGUCAUCCAGGACAAGCACAGACGCUACCAGAGCGCUGACUCCAACCCUCUGAGCGGACGCUUGCAGAUGAUCACUGUGCCGCCCAUCUACCCAGCUGUGCUUUGCACCAUCGAGGAGCGGACAGAUUUCUUUCAGACGGUGUCCCAGGUACUGUGGAACCAGCUGGACACCGACCGGAAAGAGCAGCACAUUUCCUGCGUGGAACUCUUCUACAGGCUCCACUGCUUGGCUCCGUCAGCGUCCAUCUGCGAAGACAUCAUCUGUCAGGCGUUAUUACACAAAGACAAGGCUGUUAGGCUGGAAGCACUGCACCGCUUCACGGUUUUAUGGCACCUGACCCGGGAUAUCCAGACGAGCAGGUCCAUGUCUGUCAGCCGCUCCUUUGACAGGUCUCUGUGUGUUGUGGUGGACAGUCUGAGCUGCACUGAUGGCUCCAUAAGUGCAGCAGCUCAGCGCUGGCUGGAUAGAGCUCUUUCCCUCAGUGACGUGAUCCGGAUCCUGGAGCCUAUCCUGUUUUUGUUGCUUCACCCGUCCACUCAGCGCUGCUCUAUUCAGAGCAUCAAGCAAAAUGUCACUGCUGGUAACCUGAAGGUUUUAAGUCACAGAAGUCGAAGCUCCACCAGAUCUUCUGGGACAUGUGUAGAUACAAUGGCAACAGAAGUCACCACCUUAAAUCUCAUGAGCAUUGUGGACCGGGAAUCCCUGUGGGGAGAGUUAGACAGUGGAGGAGAGUUGGCCAAGCUACCAGCAGAAACUUUAGUGUUGACGAGGAAUUCAAGUGAAGAGACAGAAGAGGAGGAGCACAGAGAGGAGGACGAGGAGCCUGAAAGCGAACACACCGAGUCAGCUGACACCAGCGGCGCCCAGGUAUCCACCGAGGAGUCCAGCUCAUGCUCGGCCGUGGAAGAAGGUGUGGUCAACGGCCUGCGGAGGACAGAGUCCGAGCACACGCAUGCAUCCGAUUCGCUGUCAAGUGAGGACGAGGAGGAUUUAGAGCUGGAGGCCAUGGCCAGGUCUCGCCUGCUCAAACAGGAGCGUGAGAAGAGGGAGGCCAUCGACUCGCUGUUCCGCCACGUGCUGCUGUAUCCUGUGGCGGGCGGGUGGCGCCAUCUGCUCCAAGGCCUGGCACUGCUAGACAGCCUGCUGAGGAGCAGCGCUGAGUGCCCUCUGGUGGAUGCGCUCUCCUCCACCUCUCUGGACACAAGCUCUGCCGCACAUUUGAAUCUGGUCUCCAACCUCCUGCAGCGCCACCAACAGGCUCAGGAUGGUCACGGCUUCUAUGGCGGCCUGCUUUCACCUUCCGCCUCCCCUUCUGUGCCGCCGUCCCUCCUCAUUGAGCUGCUGGUGUCGUUGUGUCUGCGAUUCCUGCGUUCUCAUUACCCUUCCUAUCUGAGCCUGAGUCCUCUUGACAUGCAGGGGAACAGGGAGGUUCAGGUGAAGAGUGUGGGGGUGCUGACCCGAAUGGUGAACCAGCUUGGCUUCAUGGCACGGAGACAAGGGGGCAAUGGGGCCCGUCUGGAGCACGUCCGCGAACUCCUCUCUGGAUGUAAAGUGCAGCAGUACGCUCUGCUUACACUAUCUGCGUCCAUGUAUGUCAGCCAGAGAGGAACAGACAAGGGACAAGCCAAAGGUGUGGAGCUGCUGGAGGAGCAGGGAGGCCUGUCAGAGGAGACUCUGGUGAAUCUGGGAACAGGAGGUGGCCAGGAGCAGUACCCCUUACAGAUGGAAUUACUGAAACUCCUCCAGGCUCUCAUAGUCCUGGAGUACCAUGUGUGGCCCGGUGGGGCCGUCUCAGCAGCUGGAUCUGGUGGGCCAUCCGGCCAGACCGGGGAGCCCCGUGAAUCACCGACCCCCGUCACCCCACUGGCUCGCGAGUGGCAAACCGCAGUUCUUUUUCAACAGUCCAUCAAGGCGGCGCAGUACGUCCAAAGCCACCCCAUCACAGCUCAAGGGAUGUUUGUUUCCGCCGCGGCCAGGGCUCUGCAGCCACAGUACGGCUAUUCCAUGCACCCCCACUGGGUGUCACUGCUGUGCUCCACGCUGCCAUACUUGGGUCGCUCGUUAGGCAUCAUCGUGGGUCCGUUCAUCAGCCAGAUCUGCAGGAACCUGGACGAGCUGGUGAAGCUUUACGAGCACGAUGGAGGGAAGACGUCUCAGAGUCUGAGUGGUAGGAGGGAAAACAUUGCCCCGGAUUACCCUUUGACUCUGCUUGAAGGCCUGACCAUCCUUACACACUAUUGUCUACUGGACAACAAGAAGCGCUUGGUUGCCUGCGAUCCCGUGGACGUCCGUAACGCACGCAGCGCCGUGCUCGAAGAGCUGCCGCACAUGCUGAGUAGUAUGGCGUUGUUAUGGGGCGUGGUCAUGAGGGAAGAGUUUCAGAGGCGCGUGUCCGACUCUGCCCAGAGCGGCAGACAUUCUUCCACCUCUGUGUACUUUAAAAGCACCAAGAUCUUGCGUCAGCGGAUACUGGAGUUCCUCGUCCCUCUAACUGGGCAGUAUGGAGUUCAGCUCAUGGCUUCACUGGGAGAAGUGUGGAGCAGAAGGAAGUCUAAGAGGAGACAUAAAAACAAAGUUUUACCUGUGGCCAGCGAGUCUCGUCUGACCAUUGUUGAUCUGGUGAAGUCAUUGAACACCUUGCACACGGAUGCCAUCCUACAGUUGAUCAAGGAGGUGGUGAAAAAACCACAUCAGAUCAAAGGAGAACAGAAGUCAAGCCUGGUAGACAUCCCAAUGUUGCAGUUCAGCUACGCCUAUAUCCAGAGUAUCUCAGCUCAGACUCUGCAGGAAAACGUUGCACCUCUCCUCAGUCUGCUAAGGGAGUCAGUUCAGCUCAACCUAGCCCCGCCGGGACACUUCUUGCUGCUGGGGAUUCUCAAUGACUUUGUCAACAGACUCCCCAACCUGGACAAUAAGAGGGACACUAGAGAUCUGCAGGAGGUGACUCAGCGGAUCCUCGAGGCGGUGGGUGGGAUCGCAGGGUCAUCUCUGGAGCAGACCAGCUGGCUCAGCCGCAGCCUGGAGGUCAAAGUUCAGCCGCAGGUGUGCCCUGAAGCGGAGGAGCCCGAAGACGCAGACAUGGACUGUGAACAUUAUGAUUCGCUGGCUCAAGCGAGCACCAUGGUUUCCUCAUCGGCUCCCUCGGUUUACAGCGUGCAAGCUCUUGUACUCCUGGCCGAGAUCCUGGCACCACUCCUGGACAUGGUAUACCGCAGCGACGAGAAGGAGAAAGCUGUUCCUCUCAUUUCCCGGCUCAUGUACUAUGUUUUCCCUUACCUGAAGAACCACAGUGCCUACAACAUGCCGAGCUUUGAAGCGGGCUCUCAGCUGCUGAGCAGUCUGACCGGGUAUGCCUAUACCAAACGGGCCUGGAAGAAAGAGGUCUUUGAGCUCUUCAUGGAUCCUCUCUUCUUCACCAUGGAUAUGUCCUGUGCUCCCAGUUGGAAAUCCAUCAUUGACCACCUGCUGACUCACGAGAAGACCAUGUUUAAAGACCUCAUGAGCAUGCAGAGUGGUUCCUUGAAACUGUUUGUUAAUGCAGACCAGAAACCCAUGCUGCUGAAGCGCCAGGCGUACGCCAUGUUCAGCGGAGAGCUCGACCAGUAUCAUCUCUACCUGCCGCUCAUACAAGAGCGUCUCACUGAAGCUUUGCGUAUGAACCCCAGCAACGCCGUUUCAGCCCAGAUGUUCCUGAUGUUUCGUGUUCUCCUGUUGCGGAUUUCGUCCCAGCACCUGACAUCUCUCUGGCCAAUCAUGGUGACAGAACUGAUUCGCAUAUUUUCACGACUAGAGAAAUCUCUGCAGGCGGAUAAAGACGUCUCGAAACUGGCUAAAGUGGUGCGCGGAGCCCAGGAAAAAAAUGGACCGGUGAAUUUCUCUCAGGCAGAGUUGGACAUGUACCUGUCAGCCUGCAAGUUUCUGGACACCUCCCUGGCUUUUCCUCCAGAGAAGCUGCCUCUCUUUCAGAUGUACCGUUGGGCGUUUGUCCCUGAGGUGGAUGUGAGCCGCUACAGCGGCCCAGACAAUGCGCUGAUAGAAGGCGAGCGGGAAUGCUCACCCCAUGUUGUCAGAGUAGUGGAUGGGAUACAGCAGCGCUAUGGGUCACAGAACGGGCUGAGUGACGAAUCAUCCACGGACAGUUUGGAGUUCCCCCUCCUCACCCAGCACUCCCUGACCUCCAUCACCCAGCUGUUGCCUUUCCUUCGCACCCUUUGCUGCUCGUUCCAGGGCCCUCCCCUCCACAGCCAGUCUAAUCCACCCUGUCCAGCGGACUACCCGGCAGCCAGUUCAGAAGCGGUCAUGAAGAAGCUCGAAUGCACUAUUGAAGCGGAGUUUCUGGACGCCAUAGAGAGUUAGAAACCAUGCACGAAGCCGUCAUGAGCCAUGCUUUUUGACCUGCAGCCAUAUGAGUAAGAUAGGCACAGCCGGUGAUAAUGUUGUAUUGUGAACUAGGGGGAAAAAAAAGGAAAUGUUUUGAAUUCUGUUUUUUAAUGUUUUAACUUAUCUGAUCUCCACAUAAACCUCUGAGGUGCUCUCACACUGUAUCUGUAUUGGAAAUGCCAAGGGACUUUGUUAUGUUAUUUCAGUGAGCUAUUUGGGUGUCUGGAAAAAAAAUUAAAAAAACAUAAUAGACGUAUAAAACCACAUAGAAAGCUUCUCUUUCUCUCUCAAGGAGUCUCAUCUCAGAUGUAAAACAUUCACACACUGACGUUGUGUCAGAGUUUACUCUCUCUGCUUUUAGACUAAAUAACGUUGCCGCUAAAAAUAGUUACCAUGUAAGCAAACUCCAUUAAAAGUAGUUUCACCGAAUAGAUUCACUGUGAACGACCUUUUUAAGUAUUGUUAAUAUUCUUUUGACUUCUUUCAUAACCUCUGGUUAACCACACUCUCUGCUACUGUCUGUCUGACUGACCGAGAAUGUAAUGACCACCACCCGUGUAUGUCUGUUGUUAGAGGUACUUUCUCUUUGAUUGAUAUCGGAUACAUUAUGGGACCUCAAGCUUUUUGGCUAAGAUUUCUGUUGUAAGUUACUGAAUGUGAUUUGUUUACACCCUUUCGAAUAUUUUGUGGGUAUACUCAGCUAAAAUGCACGCUUGCCAUUUUUGGUGUUUAAGGGAAAUCGGCCUUUCUUUGUAGUUGAUCUUGGUUGUCUCUCUUUUUUUUUUUUUCUUUCCACAAUGCUGAAUGCUUUAUUAAUUUAUUUUGGAUAUUUAAAGGACCAUGUCAAGUUUUGAAUUAACAGAAAGAUGACUCAUUAAAUUAAAUAUUAAGCUUAAA
Larimichthys crocea (large yellow croaker) is the source of this 7979-nucleotide messenger RNA. RefSeq names its product DOP1 leucine zipper like protein B (gene dop1b). The transcript has 38 exons. Gene Ontology annotation, cellular component: endosome; trans-Golgi network. Gene Ontology annotation, biological process: Golgi to endosome transport. The coding region runs from base 198 to 7058 and encodes 2286 amino acids. NCBI's taxonomy places the organism in Eukaryota, Metazoa, Chordata, Actinopteri, Sciaenidae. The record is from RefSeq and is a predicted model, not a curated record.